ACAUCUGCAAGUGAAGUCGCUCUCACCAACAUGUCCACAGUCGGCCGAACCUUCUGGGUCUGGAUGGUGGCUACUUGCCAACAGUCGGUUACUAAGUUUCGUAAGUUGCCGUGCUGCACUUAUCGCUGGACACCGUUCCACCCCUGCGUCAAUUCGUCAACAACAUGCUAGGCGGCGCAGCGAGGAAGGCCCCCAGUUCCUCGUAAAUGGUGGAACAACUGUACAGGUACUUGGAAUCUGGGAGGAUCCUGGCAUUCGAGGCUAGCCCAUCUCGCAAUCGACGUCAGGCGUGUCGGUUAAGAAUACGGUUGGGGUGGCUCGAGAACGGCGUAGACCGCGAAAGAGAGCUCGCAUGGAUCGCUCGCGCGUGGAACACGACGAUCAGAUUGCGUGCGUUGAGUUGCCAGCGUCGGAGGGCCGGCGUCGCGAGGGGCUGGCUCGCUGGCCCGUGCGCGGACGCAAAUGACGCGGCGUCCUUCCGCGACUCGGACGCGCUGGCCGUGCGCACCUGCCAUUCCGGGCGGCCCAUCAUGCGUUGGCGGGUGGCGCCGUGUGCCCCGCGAAUUUUGCUUCCGCCGCGCGAUCGGGUCGUCUUCAUUUUGCCGUGUCUGUGCCCGAUCGGGCUACGCGCGGUCGAUGACGGUCCACGGUGCGCCCGCGCGCCUGCCGCCCCCUCGCGGGAAGGGAACGUGUUCGCUGACUCGAGUCGGCGUGGGGCGACAAGUACGUACUCGAGUCUCGGGGAGCGUGUGCACCACCGCGCCUCCCAGACAAGGUUGGCAGCGAAAUUCCUAGCAUGCGGUGGCGACGACGACAGGCAUGCUCGAUGCGAGGGUCUGGAACCUGCAGCAGAAGUUCCCAUGUGUAAUCCAAGAAUACCAUACCGCCUCAGCGAUAGCUCGUCGCGUUGGCAGGGCGCGCGCAGCCAAGGACAGAAACGAUCCACUUCGGGGGUACUCGCAGGCUAUGCCCGGUGAGGGCCAUCACCAGAGCAAGGAAACGGCCCAACCUUGUCUGCAAGUGCGCGACGGGGUUCUGCACUACAAAUUUUAACGGCCGUCCCACAGUGGCUGGCCUUGCGCGGACCUAGAACGCCCAUGCCUGCUGCAUCAGGCCAGGCCGACACCGUGCACUGGAACCAUAUCAGCGAAGAGCCUCUGUUCCACUUCCACGGUGUGCGUGGACAGGCGUGGAGGAUCUCCUUCCACAGGCACACUUCCCGCCGGCAUGCGAGCGCCAGCCUGCCCACCAGGGUCCACGCCUUCCGAGAUCUUCACCCUGUCUGUUUGUCAC
Molecule: messenger RNA, 1293 nt
Organism: Rhodofomes roseus
Lineage: Eukaryota; Fungi; Basidiomycota; Agaricomycetes; Polyporales; Fomitopsidaceae
Exons: 2
Coding region: 207-977 (256 amino acids)
Source: RefSeq, a predicted model, not a curated record